This is a messenger RNA of Penicillium lagena, 1011 nucleotides long. RefSeq names its product histidine phosphatase superfamily. Gene Ontology annotation, molecular function: phosphatase activity. Lineage: Eukaryota; Fungi; Ascomycota; Eurotiomycetes; Eurotiales; Aspergillaceae. The coding region runs from base 1 to 1011 and encodes 336 amino acids. The transcript is spliced from 3 exons. The record is from RefSeq and is a predicted model, not a curated record. Gene Ontology annotation, cellular component: cytoplasm.
AUGAGGUUACUAGCCAUCUCCGGUCCCGCCCUGGUGGGCCUUGCGGCGUCAGCCCACGCCGCUUCCAUCAACUACGCGACGGUAAAAGGUUAUUUCCUGCAGGACGAGAGCUCAACGGAUGCCUCUACCUUUGACUUUACUCAAUGGGAGCGCUUCUACCACCAGGUUCUCACGCUCAACAAGGAGUCGUCUCAGGACGUUGAGUAUAAGGUUCUCUUCCUUGGGCGCCACGGAGAGGGAUGGCAUAACGCGGCGGAGGACUACUAUGGGACCCCUGCAUGGAAUUGCUACUGGGCCGAGCUAGAUGGCAACGGUACCGCCACCUGGUUCGACGCGGCACUCACCACCGCCGGCAUAGACCAAGCUCUAGUCGCCCAUAACUUCUGGCAAAAGGAAAUCAACGAGCAGCACAUCCAUACACCGGACAGCUACUAUGUCAGCCCGCUCAAGCGCACUCUCCAAACAGCCAACUACACAUUCACAGGCCUCACUCUGCCCCACGGAAGCACGCCCUUCGUACCACUGAUCAAGGAGCUUUUCCGCGAGGGGAUCAGCAUCCACACCUGCGACCACCGGCACAACCGCAGCUACAUCCACGAACUAUUCCCAUCCUGGCCUAUCGAGCGGGGCUUCACUGAGGAAGACGACCUGUGGAAUGGGGUAACGGCCGAGACAAGCGCGGCCCAGGAUGCGCGAAGCAAAAAGGCUCUGGACUCGGUGUUUUUCUCUACUACCGAUCCUAAGCAAGACGCCUUUGUCUCUGUUACCUCGCACUCCGGUGAGAUCGCUUCUAUCCUUCGGGUGCUGGGACACCGUGACUUCAGUCUGAAUACCGGCGCUGUUAUCCCUGUCCUGGUUCGUGCCGAGAAAGUGGCUGCUACGCCUACUUCAUCAUCGCUUCCUUGGACUGUUAGCCCGCACUGCACGGCGCCCCCGGUUACGUCUGUGUCGGCUUGUGUAUGUCCGUCGAGCGCGGCACCUGUAACGACUCCGCUGGUCUCGAAUCUCUAG